Messenger RNA from Clonostachys byssicola, 1026 nucleotides. The record is from the annotation of a GenBank genome assembly. Lineage: Eukaryota; Fungi; Ascomycota; Sordariomycetes; Hypocreales; Bionectriaceae.
AUGGCAACCCCGGCUCAGUCACUCGGCCGCAAGCCCAGGGUUCUCUCACUUGGCUCAGUGUCAUGGGCUGGAGAGGACUUUAUCUCCAAAUUCGAGGAUACUUGUGACCUCUACACCGUUCAGCCAACUGACCGAGACGGCACCGUGCAAGCAAUUGCUGAGGCUCGCAAGACUCGAGGACUCUUUGAUGCAGUGCUGAUUCUAAUGGGGAAUGGAGCCUACGAGAGGUUCGAUGAGGGCCUCCUGGGGCCGCUCGUCCCCGAGCUUAAGAUUAUCGGCUCGGUCAAUGCUGGCUACAGCGAGUUUGAUCUAGAGUGGCUUAACAAGAACGAGGUCUUGGUGUGCAACACGGUAGAUGCCGUGGCCGAGCCGACGGCAGACAUGACAAUCUUCCUCAUGCUGGCUGCGCUGCGCGAUACUUCUCGCUUCGAGCAGGAGAUUCGCACCGGCGGCUGGAGAGGCGGUGCCAAAGUGCCCCUUCUAGAUCCUCAUGGAAAGAAGCUGGGGAUCAUUGGCAUGGGCAAGAUUGGCAGGCAUGUUGCUCGCAAGUCCCGAGUGUUCGGCAUGGACGUCCAGUACUAUAACCGGAACCAACUAUCUCCCGAGCUAGAGCAAAGCCUCGACGCAAAGUACUGCUCGUCUGUCAAGGAGCUGGUUCAGACCUCGGACAUCAUAUCGAUCAACUGCCCACUUUCCCCAGAGACACGAGGGUUAAUCGGCGUCCAGGAGUUUACCCAUAUGAAAGACGGCGUGAUCCUGAUAAACACCGGCCGCGGCGCCGUUGUGGACGAGAAGGCCCUGAUAGACGCUCUUGAAGCUGGAAAGGUCGCUCGCUGCGGCCUGGACGUGUUUGACGGUGAACCUCGAGUAAACGAUUAUUUCCGGAAAAGCACCAGAUGCAUUGUUCAGCCGCACAUGGGUUCGUGGACAGAUGUAGCUUGGAAGAAUGCGUAUCGCGAGGCCAUGAACAACGUGACAAGUUUCUUUACCCAGGGAAAGCCGAUAUCCCCAGUUAAUUCAUCCUAG